AUGUCAUCCUCAUCGUCAGAUGGCGUAGAUGAAGCUGUUGAAGAAUGGUUCGACGAAGAAUUUGAUAAUCUCGUCGACUCCCUAGUUAAUGAUCAAGCAAAAAACCAAAGAGACGGGCUUACUACGAAAGACAUCGGGAAGAAGGACACAAUCAACUAUGGAAUGACUAUUUCAGGGAACAUGCUACAUACCCACCGGAAAUGUUUAGAAGACCAAAGAAGAAAUGCUCACGGAAGGUACGGCCUAUCUACACUGCAAAAGUGUACAGCAGCUAUACGUAUGCUGGCAUAUGGUCAAUCAGGAGAUACGUAUGACGAAUAUCUCCGACUAGGUGAAAGUACUGCACUUUUAUGUUCGGACAAUUUCACUAAUGCGAUAAUACAAUUGUUUGGCCAUGAGUAUCUAAGAAGACCUACAGCUGAUGAUCUUCAACGACUACUGGAUAUUGGAGAGUUACGCGGGUUCCCAGGAAUGGUAGGCAUCAUCGACUGUAUGCAUUGGGAGUGGAAAAAUUGCCCAACAGCUUGGAGAGGACAGUACACACGUGGUUCAGGAAUGCCGACAAUUAUCUUAGAGGCGGUGGCAUCACAUGAUCUAUGGAUAUGGCACGCAUUUUUCGGACUUCCAGAUACCCUCAACGAUAUUAAUGUUCUUGAUCGGUCACCAGUUUUUGAUGACAUUAUACAAGGUCGAACUCCUAAACUAUUUGCUCAACAUCAAGAAGCCGUAAGAAAAGAUGUCGACGCCGUAAGAAAAGAUGUCGAACGUGCUUUCGGAGUAUUGCAAGCGAGGUUUGCAAUAGUUAAAAACCCAGCACUACUAUGGGACAAGGAAAAGAUAGGAAGGAUUAUGAGAUGUUGUGUCAUACUGCACAACAUGAUAGUAGAGGACGAACGUGACAGAUUCACUCAGUAUGAUACAGAUGAAUUCGAAUCAGGAGAGUCAAGCAGAAGUUCCCAGGUUGAUGUUGUCUCCUCUACGGAAAGCCUUUCUAAUGUCGGUGAAAUGCGUGGGAUUCGCAAUCAAAUUCGGGAUCAACAGAUACAUCAUCGUUUGAAAGCUGAUUUAGUUGAAAAUAUAUGGCAAAAGUUUGGUAAUCUUGAUGAAUAA
Brassica napus (rape) is the source of this 1110-nucleotide messenger RNA. RefSeq names its product putative nuclease HARBI1. The transcript is spliced from 3 exons. Bases 1 to 1110 code for a protein of 369 amino acids. Lineage: Eukaryota; Viridiplantae; Streptophyta; Magnoliopsida; Brassicales; Brassicaceae. The record is from RefSeq and is a predicted model, not a curated record.